CUUCCUCCACGCUCUCCUCCAUCAUCGUUUCUGCGACUGCUCCUCAGUAGCUAUGACUUUCCCGCUGAUGCUGCUGGGAGCUCUGCUCUGCUCCCUGACGGUUUCUUCUGAGGUCGUACCCCAGGCAGACUUCGAUGUACAGGGGAUAGCAGGGAAGUGGUACCUUCUUGGAUUUGCCACUAACACCGAGUGGUUUGUGAACCGCAGAGCCAGCAUGAAGAUGGGCACUGCCAUGUUGACCAUAACUGCUGAUGGGGAACUGGACUUUUCCUACACCAGUCUUAACUCCGACGGCUCUUGUUGGAGACUGAACAACGUAGCUAAGAAGACUGAUGUGCCUGGGAAGUUCACGUACACAAGCUUGGGGGAAAUGAAAGACAUGUGCAUGGUCGAUGUGAAGUAUGACGAGUACGCACUGAUUCACACCAUGAAGAGCAAGGGCAGUAAUGCCACCGUUGUCAACAAACUAUAUGGCCGUGCCAUGGACCUCAGUGCUGACCUGCUGGAGAAGUUCAGGCAGUUCUCCUUGGAGACUGGCAUCCUGCCUGAAAAUAUUGCUUUCCUUCCCAAAAAUGCGGAGUGCCCAGCUGCUUAGUGUUCUGCCACCGGUCAUUGUCACAAGGCUGUCUGAAGACUUAAUGUUAACGUUGAUGAAUAUUUUACAAUCAAUCAGUUCAGUUCAUCUUCUCUGCUCUCUCUCAGUUGUUGUAUGAAGAAAAGCUUCCAGCGCAACAAAACAUGAUGUAAAGCCUGGUUUCAAUACACAAUACUUUUCCUUUGAAGAAUUAAAAUGCUCU
Messenger RNA from Anarrhichthys ocellatus (wolf-eel), 797 nucleotides. RefSeq names its product lipocalin. The record is from RefSeq and is a predicted model, not a curated record. Bases 53 to 595 code for a protein of 180 amino acids. Lineage: Eukaryota; Metazoa; Chordata; Actinopteri; Perciformes; Anarhichadidae. Gene Ontology annotation, molecular function: small molecule binding. The transcript is spliced from 6 exons.